Messenger RNA from Culex quinquefasciatus (southern house mosquito), 2613 nucleotides. It is a transcript of the gene lili, whose product is annotated as protein Lilipod. The record is from RefSeq and is a predicted model, not a curated record. Gene Ontology annotation, molecular function: transmembrane signaling receptor activity. The transcript has 11 exons. NCBI's taxonomy places the organism in Eukaryota, Metazoa, Arthropoda, Insecta, Diptera, Culicidae. Gene Ontology annotation, biological process: signal transduction. The coding region runs from base 644 to 2401 and encodes 585 amino acids.
UCUCUCGCUCUCCGCCUCUCAGUUCAGUGUUUACCUCGCUCGUAAACGGCCGUCAAAUCGAUUCCAAUCCCAGAAGCAUCGAGUCGGGCUUGUGUGCGCGUGUGUGUGUGUACGCGUCGUCUUUGUGAGCAUAAAACGUAGCAUAAAGUCACAAGGAGGCAGCGCAUAAUCAUCACACACAUUACAUCCAGUCGGGUCAGUGUGUAUUUACCUCCCAACAUUGUAAACGUCGCAAUUUGAUUUCGCUGCUGAUUUUGCAGGAGGAAAAAUUUGUGUUUUGUUGCCUUUAUGUGGGUGAAAAAAUUGUUGAAAAAAGGAAACAAAUUGGUGACGUGAAGAAAAGUCGCAGCCCACUGUGUGUGAUUUCGAGCCGCGAGGAGAAAGGGUUGAAAAUCCGCUUCUUGCACACUUGGUGAAAAAUAUUCCGUUUUUGGGAGUGAAAGUGUCGCGCAGAAGAAUUAUUCAGGUUGUGGGGAGUGUCCCUCGCCCUUUACCGUUGCUGCGAGCAGCGUAGAAAAUCCUCCAAAAUGUGGUGAACGUCCAGACACAACAGUUCCAGCGAGAAGAAAAGACAAAGUUCCCGAAAAUUUUCCUCAACAUCAACUCCAGCGGCCUCCAACUGCUGCUGCUUCCGGUGGCCGAGAUGGACACCACAACCGAGGAGGACGAGGUGGCCGACAUCCGGGAGCAGAUAUUUCACAACACCGUACGCGAGCAUAUCAUUUUCCUGCUACUGUUUCUGCUGCUUUACCUCGGCAGUUUUGCCCUGAUCGGUCGGUUUAGGCGGCGCGACCGUGAAGACCUAUUCUCCACAGACGACGACGAGAUUACUGUUUAUAGAAUUAGUUUAUGGUUGUGCACCUUCUCGCUGGCCGUGGCCGUGGGUGCGGCCCUGCUCCUCCCAAUAUCGAUCGCCAGCAACGAAGUCCUGCUGCUGUACCCCAACAGUUAUUACGUCAAGUGGCUCAACAGUUCGCUGAUUCAAGGCCUCUGGAACCACGUGUUCCUGUUUUCGAAUCUGGCGCUGUUUGUGCUGCUACCGUUUGCCUACCUCUUCACCGAGUCGUCCGGCUUCAGCGGGCACAAGAAGGGCGUGAUGGCGCGGGUGUACGAAACGUUCACCGUGUUCUCUCUGCUGGCGUUCAUCGUGUUCGGCAUGACCUACGUGGUGUCGGCGCUGCGCGACCCCGAGCGCAACUCCUUCCAGGCGCUGUUUAAUUUAGGAAAAUAUCAUCUGCCAUUCUUAUACUCAUGUGUAUCAUUUUUAGGAGUACUUUUACUAUUAGUUUGUACCCCGAUGGGCUUCGUGCGGCUGUUUGGCGUCGUUGGCCAGGUGCUGGUGAAGCCGAACCUGCUGCGCGACGUAAACGAGGAGUUUCACGCGUUCAACCUGGAGGAGGCCACCGUGCGGCGGAAGCUCGCGAACGCCAACAUCAACAUUGAACUCAAGAGCGUCACCACGAUCGACUACGCCCCGUCGAAGCUGUGCACCGGCCUAGAGGAUUUGUAUCAAAUCCGGCCAACCGGCAAGGGCGCCAACGGCCACGAGUCCGUGAAACUCUUUGAAAGACUGAGAGAGCUUGAGGCUGAACGAAAAUCUCUAGAUAAGCAGCGCAGUUCGUCGGCGUUGCAGCGAAAUCUGGUUUACCCGGUGGCGAUGCUGCUGUUGCUACUGCUGACCGGAAUCACCGUACUGCUGGUGGUGCAGAACACGCUGGAGUUGCUGAUCGGAAUCAAGGCAGUGCCGUUGAGUACGAGGCAAUUCACCCUCGGCAUCACGUCCCUCUCUAAGCUGGGGCCACUGGGGGCCGCCCUCGAGGUGGCCAUCAUCACGUACCUGGGCGUGACCUCGGCCGUCGGCCUCUACACGAUGCCAUUCAUGCGGAACGUCCGGCCCCAGCGCCGGAAAACGUCCCUCUCGCAGCUGAUCGCCAACUGCGGGCUGGUCCUGAUCCUGAGCUCCGCGCUGCCAUUGCUGUCCCGGAUACUGGGCAUCACCAACUUUGACCUGCUCGGCGACUUUGGCCAGAUCGAGUGGCUCGGCAACCUGCUGAUCGUGCUGCUGUACAACGUGAUCUUCGGCACGGCGGCCACGCUCUGUCUGGUGAACAAGUUCACGGCGACCGUGCGGCGGGAGCUGUGCGCACGGUUGAAGGCUCUGUUCGACUACAGCAGCCAUCUGGAGUCGAGCAUCAGUUCGCUGUCGCAGCUGGCAGCCGGCAGCAGCCACAGUCAUAAUCCGGCAAACGGACACUCCAGUCAGCAGCAGCAGCAGCAGUUUGGGGGAGGUGAAACGCACAUUUCACAUCGUGUGACGAACAAUAACCACCUGUUGCAUCAUCAGGACACGCCGGCGGUCCUCAUUUCCAACGGUGGACCAGAGCACAAGAAAUCACUUUAAAGUGUGACAAAUUUAAGGCUGACUUACAAAAUUGUAUAAUUUAUCAUCGACACACACACACACACACACGUGUUUGCGUAGCUUGUUGUAGACCUCUAAAUUGCAAACGAGUGAAAUUAUCAGCAUCAGUAUUGGACCCCUCACGUGUGACCACAGAAAGAAAGAAAAAACACUCAAAUAAACAUCAAACAUACAUAUUGUAUUCCACUGCA